CACAAGCACGCACGCACUCACGCACUCAUAGACGCACGCACAGACUCAGCAACGCACUUUACACCAAAAAAAGCAGCGCAGAGGCAAUAAUAACAAGAAACAGCGAAAACAUGCGUUUUCUCACUUUGACGCUUGUCGCAUGUGCCACUUUAGGCGCUGUCAGCGCAGAUGUCUCACACUUGGCCAAACACUAUAUACCGCCAAGAAUGAUGAUGCCACCUGUUGUGGGCGGCAGUGCAGCGCACAUGAGCCCGAGUAACGGUAUGCGCUUAACUCACCGCGGGGAGCACACUGUGACCACGAUUGAGAAGCAGGAAUUGCGCGAGUUGCCAACACAAACGGAAUAUCUGCGACCGGGACAGGUGCCUUAUGGCAUCGGUGGCAACAUGGAAAACCACCAUGGACCAAGUGACAUGCGCGCAGCUGAACAUGGUGUCGAGAAACCGCUGGCGAUGAUGAUGCCAAGAGAAUUGUUAUCACCACCACCGGCGCCAACAGCAACCGAACCAAUCAAACAAGAACAGAUGACAACUGUUGCACCUAGUAAACAGUAUUUGGCGCCUGUGAUGAGCGAAAUGAGCGAGGGACAGAUGAGGCAGCAUAGUGACAUGCCUUCGAGGCAGUACUUGGCACCAGAGCGUAGCGAAAUGGCCGAGGGACAGAUGAGGCAGCAGCCUUCGAGGCAGUACUUGGCACCAGCGAGGAGCGAAAUGAACGAGGAACAGAUGAGACAUCAUGAUGAUAUGCCAUCAAAGCAGUACUUGGCACCACCUAUGAUGGAAAUGCAACAACAAAGGCAAGUAAGCGCGGCAAGUAUGCCCAGCAGACAGUAUUUGGCGCCAAUGGUGAAAGAUCAAAAGCAAGAGCAGACAGAGCAACAACCUCAACAGCAACAGCCACAACCCCAGCAACAGCAACAAGCUCAGCAACAGCAACAACCGCAAGAACAGCAGCAACAACCAACACCAGCAGCACCAUCGCGCCAAUAUCUAACACCAAUGCUGAUGCAAAUGCGAGACCAAAUGCAUGAAAUGCCUGCAAUGAGUGCACCAAGCAGACAAUACUUGGCGCCAGCACCCACAAUGUCAGCCAGCAACGAACAACAUUUGCAGCAGCAAUCAGCGCCAGCACCACAGUACUUGCCACCACAGCAGCAGAUGCACGAAAUGCCCGUCAAUCAAUAUUUAGCGCCACAUUCCAGCGACAGCCAUGCCAUGACAAUGCAACAGCUGGUGCAACAAAAACAGAUGGCACCUGAAGCAACACAAGCACCAGCCACCCACUACUUGCCACCCGCAAUGCAAAUGCAACGCGAGUUAGUCGCACCGCCAAUGGCGCCGGUAGCAUCACCAAUGCAGCCAUCGCGUGAAUAUCUCAGUCCCUUCGGCGAAGCUGAAAACGUUGCUGAAGCCGCGCAAGAAGUCGCCGAAAUGUUCGAUGACCAGUCGGCACAACAACCGAUGCCACCAGCAGCAGAAGGCGAGGAAGAGCCCGCUAACUACUACCUACCGCCACAGUCCGUGGACGCGCAGUCAAUCAACUAUCAGCAAUACGGGGCGCCAUCACAGUCGGAACCCUUGACACCUGUGGAUUUUGUGCGUCAACAUCAACAGUUGAUGACGCAGUACAAUGGUGUACCCGACGCGCCAGUAUCUUUCGCUCAAUUUCAAUCGAUAAACAGCGCGGAACCCACUUUACAAACGGUGGCUGAGCCUACACCGGCACAUUACUUAGCCGAUGAUGGUUAUCAUUAUCGCGAUGGCGGCAACAGUAAUGUACUCAGCAACGGUAAUGACGAUGCACGCCGCUUUCGUGUGAGACACUGAGUGUAAAGUUGUUGUGUCUCUGUAACAUUUGUUACUAAUUUGUUAUAUGUUUUUAUUGUUUUUGUUGUUUUAGUUUAGUUUUCGAAUAAA
Molecule: messenger RNA, 1916 nt
Organism: Bactrocera dorsalis (oriental fruit fly)
Lineage: Eukaryota; Metazoa; Arthropoda; Insecta; Diptera; Tephritidae
Product: bromodomain-containing protein 4
Exons: 2
Coding region: 111-1826 (571 amino acids)
Source: RefSeq, a predicted model, not a curated record